Molecule: messenger RNA, 449 nt
Organism: Lucilia sericata (common green bottle fly)
Lineage: Eukaryota; Metazoa; Arthropoda; Insecta; Diptera; Calliphoridae
Exons: 2
Coding region: 123-392 (89 amino acids)
Source: RefSeq, a predicted model, not a curated record
UUUUUGGGCCCUUUUAAAGAAGAAAAGAGCAUAUUCAAUAAAUGCCCACAUUAGUUCUCCAGCAACGGUCAUUUGAAACACAUCGGCUUUAUUAUUAGUUAUUGUAUUUACAUUUCUAUAUUAUGUCACUGCAAUUGCAAAUUGAUAAACUUAAGGGUUUAGACAAUUAUAAAGCUUGGUCCAUGACGGUGCGUGCCUAUCUGGAAGUCGAAGAUUUAUGGAAUACUGUAGAGAAUGGUCCGGAUGGUAGUGAAGAGAGCCUUCAAAAAGAUAAACGUGCCAAAUUUAUUAUAUUGUGUUUAAUUGAACAGAAACUGUGUCAGUUUAUGGUCAGUAUACGUACAGCUAAGGAUUUGUGGGCCUAUUUGAAAAAACAACAUUCGUUACGGUGAACAUUUUUUUUUAAUGAACUAAAUAAAAUCUAAUAAUAUUUUAAUAAAAAAAAACUA